UGACCUGUCAACCAGCAAGGCACCUAGCUUGUACUCCCGGGCGGGCUCAGAACGUCUCGGAAAUAGCUCAGGUGGGACCCACAGCUGCUUUCGCCCCGCCGGCGAGAGCAGGAGCGCAGGUGGGACCCCCCGGUCUGCCGGGGGCGGUGCUCGGUGUGGCCGAGGUGCGGCGAGACGUCGCGGCCGGGCCCGGCCUGCAGCCCUCCUCGCGACCGUGCGCGCGGGCGGCCAGGGGAGCGUGGAAAAACACCAGUGCGUCUACACCGAGAGCCCGACAGCUGGAUCUAGGGAAACUCGAGUAAAUCACAGCUCCGCACUUGGGCAUCAGUGUGCUUCAAGGACGUGGCUGUGGAGCUCACCCAGGAGGAGUGGCAGCACAUGGGCCCUGCCCAGAGGACUCUGUACAGAGAUGUGAUGCUGGAGAAUUACAGCCAUCUCGUCUCAGUGGGGUACUGCAUUUUAAAGCCAGAAAUGAUCUUCAAAUUGGAGCAAGGGGAAGAACCUAAGUUCCUAGAGGAGGAAUUCUCCAACAAGAACUGCCAUGAAGAUUACAAGAAUAUGAAAGUGAAAGAUAAACUCUUGGAACAAGUAAUAUUUAUUAAUAACAAAACAUUGACUAAAGAGGAAGAAAAAGUUUUUGAAAAACCAUUUAAUCUUCAUAUGGAGAUUCCUGUUUCUUCAACAAAAAUUCCCUGUCAACUUGGAUCAUGGGAAAUGAAUUUGCAAAACAUUUCUGAAUCUGUUGUUGAUAAUAGAGGAUAUUUAACAAAGAAAGUUGUAUGUGAGAAUUUACCUUUCAAUAUUACAUUUGAGAGAAUUCAUACCAGAGAAAAAGGGUAUGUUUAUAACAAAGCCAUAAAAACUCUACCUUAUAAGAAAGGUAUUGCUGAACUUCAAAGGUUUCAGGGUCUGAAGCAAGCUUUUGAAUAUAAUAAAUUUAGGAAUGUUUUCUAUGAUAAUGCUGAUUAUAUUACACAUAUGAGUUCUCCUGGGAGAGAAACAUCCUAUAAUGAUGAUGAAUAUAAGAUUAAUUGUGCGUUUGAUCACAACAGAAAUGGCACAAGGGAGAAAUGCUCUAAUAUUAGUCAAUUUCAUAAAGUUCAUUUGGCUGUGAAAUACUAUGACGGUAAUGAAAGUGGGAAUCAUUACAGCAGGAAGUCAUAUUUUACUCAACUUCAGAGAACUAUUGCCAGAGAGAAUUUCUUUGUAUGUAAUGACAGAACAAAAACUGGUGAUAAACCCUUUGCAUAUAGUAAAAGUGGGAAAUCCUGCUCACCAGCAGCCCACAGAGUAUGCCAGAGAACUCACCCAAAGGUAAGGCCCUAUACAUGUUAUGAAUGUGGGAAAUCCUUCAGUCAAAAGGGGCAUCUUAUUCAACAUCAGAGAACCCACACAGGAGAGAAACCAUUUAAAUGUAAUGAAUGUGGGAAAGCUUUCUCCCAGAAGUCACACCUCAGUACACACCAAAGAAUUCACACAGCAGAGAAACCAUAUAAAUGUAAUGAAUGUGGGAAAACUUUUGUGCAGAAAUCAACCCUCCGAGGACAUCAGAGAAUUCAUACAGGAGAGAAGCCGUAUGAAUGCAGUGUAUGUGGAAAGACUUUUGUUCAGAAGUCAACUCUUAGAGAUCAUCAUAGAAUUCACACAGGGGAGAAAUCCUUUCAAUGUAAUGAAUGUGGGAAAACUUUUGGCCAGAAGUCAAACCUCAGAAUACAUCAGUCAACUCAUAGUGAGGAGAAAUCUUACCAAUGUAACGAAUGUGAAAAAUCCUUUUGGCGAAAAGACCAUCUCAUUCAACAUCAGAAAACUCACACAGGAGAGAAACCAUUUAAAUGCAAUGAAUGUGGGAAAACUUUUGCUAGGAGAUCAACACUGAAAGUACACCAGAGAAUUCACACAGGGGAGAAACCAUUCAAAUGUAAUGAAUGUGGGAAAAAAUUUGCUAGGACAUCAACAUUGAGAGUACACCAGAGAAUUCAUACAGGGGAGAAACCCUUUCAAUGUAAUAGAUGUGGGAAAACUUUUAGUCAGAUGUCAAAUCUCAGGAUACACCAGAGAACUCACAAUGGCCAGGCGUCUCAUGAUGUAAUUACUUGUGGGAUAGAAUAGAAGUGAAUUCUAGAUAUAUACUAGGGAAUUCAAGAGGGGUAAAACUCUAUUGAUGUAAUAACAUGAAAAUCAUUUUGGAAAAAAGACCACCUCAUUUGACAUCAGAGAAUUUACAUACAGGAGAAUGUACUGAAUAGAGGAAAUCUCUCCUAGUAGUGAAUGUCCACAGUAAACAAUAAAAUUUACACAGUAGAGUAGCCCUGUGGAUAUAAUGAAUGUAGAAAACAUCCUUUUAAAAGGGAAAUUAUACUUACAGUAUAUCAGAAUUCACACAUCCAUCUCUUUUAACGUAAUAUGGAACGUAUUCUAAAGUUGUAUGCUAAUUUUAAGUCACAUGCAUCAAAUAGACUGAUAACUUAUUUACCAGAAAAUAGUUUAUUAUCCUCCACACAUAUAACUACUUUAAAUUUGUAUCUGGUUAGUGUAAUAUGGGUGCCAAGGAUGUAGUUUAAUGUUUACAGUCUUGGUAAAUAAAGAUUGCUCUCAUAAAU
This is a messenger RNA of Echinops telfairi (small Madagascar hedgehog), 2600 nucleotides long. RefSeq names its product zinc finger protein 510 (gene ZNF510). Gene Ontology annotation, biological process: negative regulation of transcription by RNA polymerase II. Gene Ontology annotation, molecular function: DNA-binding transcription repressor activity, RNA polymerase II-specific; RNA polymerase II cis-regulatory region sequence-specific DNA binding. NCBI's taxonomy places the organism in Eukaryota, Metazoa, Chordata, Mammalia, Afrosoricida, Tenrecidae. Bases 379 to 2109 code for a protein of 576 amino acids. The record is from RefSeq and is a predicted model, not a curated record. The transcript is spliced from 4 exons.